Messenger RNA from Mesoplodon densirostris (Blainville's beaked whale), 322 nucleotides. RefSeq names its product small ribosomal subunit protein eS27-like. NCBI's taxonomy places the organism in Eukaryota, Metazoa, Chordata, Mammalia, Artiodactyla, Ziphiidae. The coding region runs from base 34 to 192 and encodes 52 amino acids. Gene Ontology annotation, molecular function: RNA binding; structural constituent of ribosome. Gene Ontology annotation, biological process: ribosomal small subunit assembly; translation. The transcript has a single exon. The record is from RefSeq and is a predicted model, not a curated record. Gene Ontology annotation, cellular component: ribosome; cytosolic small ribosomal subunit.
AAACGGCUGGUUCAAAGCACAAAUUCUUAUUUUAUGGAUGUAAAAUGUCCAGGUGGCUACAAGAUUACCACGGUUUUCAGCUGUGCUCAGACAGUGGUGCUUCACGUAGGUUGUUCAACAGUGUUGUGCCAGCCAACAGGAGGAAAGGCCAGACCCACAGAAGGGUGUUCAUUUAGAAGAAGGCAACAUUAAUGAUCCACACAACUUCCUGAAUUUGUGUUCUAUCGUAGAAAGCCUUAUCAGUUCAGUAAUUCCAGUUAAUCUACCAAGAUAAUGUAAUUAUGUUUAAUUUUGUAAGGUAUACAACAGCGUUCUCCUAUUU